Molecule: messenger RNA, 2552 nt
Organism: Catharus ustulatus (Swainson's thrush)
Lineage: Eukaryota; Metazoa; Chordata; Aves; Passeriformes; Turdidae
Gene: DBF4
Product: DBF4 zinc finger
Exons: 13
Coding region: 119-2380 (753 amino acids)
Biological process (GO): regulation of cell cycle phase transition; positive regulation of nuclear cell cycle DNA replication
Cellular component (GO): Dbf4-dependent protein kinase complex; nucleus
Molecular function (GO): protein serine/threonine kinase activator activity; nucleic acid binding; zinc ion binding
Source: RefSeq, a predicted model, not a curated record
CGCGCGGGCGGUUGGUGAGGGCGCAGAGCCGCUCUGCCGAGGCGGGAAGGCGGGCGCGGGGCGGUUCAGAAGAGCGGGGGUGCUGACGGAGCGGAGCACGAUGUGACUCCGCGGGAAGAUGAAGCCGAGCGCUACCGAGGCCGCCGACAAAGGAGCGCGUCCCCCAGAUGGAAUACAAGCAAAACCAGAAAAGACAAGAUCUUCCCUGAAGAAUGUGAAAAAAGACACAGGAAAACCAGAGAAACUCAAAUUUAAGCCACUCACUGGGAAGGUGUUUUACCUCGAUAUCCCAUCAAAUGUGAUCUCUGAAAAGUUAGGAAAGGACCUCAAAGAACUAGGAGGGAGAGUGGAUAGUUUUCUUAGCAAAGAUAUCAACUAUCUGGUGACUAAUAAAAAGGAGGCAAAAUUUGCACCAGCUCUUGGCCAAACUUCUCCUGUUCCUAGUCCAGAAUCUGCACCUAAUGGAGGAAAUGGUUCGCCUCAUCCUAGCAACCGAAAAGAUCGACAUGACGGAAGUUCAUUUAAGACAGUAGAUGCAAUACGUAUGAGCAGAGGAAAGUCCUUGGUUGAAAAAGCAAUCAAAGAACAGGACUUAAUUCCCUCUGGUAGUAUACUAUCCAAUGCACUGAGUUGGGGAGUGAAGAUACUUCAUAUUGAUGAUGUUAAGAAUUGCAUUGAACAAAAGAAAAGGGAGCUCUAUCUAAUCAAAAGAGCAGGCAGUUCUUCUAAAGAUGUGGGAAAACACAUUACUGCUCAAAAGUCAAAAACAGGUAGACUGAAAAGUCCAUUUAUCAGGGUGGAAGAUAGGAGUCGCCAGUACCGACCAUUUUAUCUGCAGUUACUGAGUUUUCCAUUUCUGAACUAUUGUGUUCCAAAGCCGUAUAGUCCAUUUGAGGUGGAGAAGAAGUAUCCUGGUCAAAAGCAGACUCAGUCUAAGGAAAGUCCUUUUCUUGGGUAUACAGAUGCAUACAUCCAAAAAUGUGAUCUUCUCCUUUCACUGUGGCUCACCAUAAGAUAUUUUUUCCUUUCUGACACUGGUUUCUUCUCUGCCCUCAUCUUGGAUGCUGUUCAAAACAAAAUAAACAGUGACAAGGAUUGUGGAAUGCCUGCUCAGUUUCCUCAGAAGGACAAAAAAAAGAGAGGAUAUUGUGAAUGUUGUGGGAAGAAAUACGAAGAUCUGCAAACACAUCUUGAAAGUGAGCGGCACCAAAAUUUUGCACAAAGCACACAGUAUAAAGUUGUUGAUGAUAUAAUCUCCAAACUAGUUUAUGAGUUUGUUGCAUACAAAGAUGAUGAUACAAGAAAAAUAAAAAGGACAAAAUGUGGCACAGGAUGUUUUUCUCCUAUUAUUGGAAAGAUAACCAGACCAGAUGAGCUGAAAGAGCGACUGAAAAGGCAAUGCACUGCUUUGAAAACUUAUUCCUGGAAGGAUACUGCAAUGCAGGCACUCAAACUGGAUUGCCAGCCUGCAGAAGUACAACCAAAUUCUGUGCCAAUACCUCCCCAUGUUUCUGCAUCUGUCUGUUCAGUUCUUUAUUGUCACCCAUCACAACCUUCAGAAUUGAAAAGUAGGUUCAGACUUAAUAAUGAAAAUAUUGAGACUGAUUGUUCCUGUGCUAUGAAGUUAAGAGAGACUGUUGUAUCAUCAAAUUCCAUACAAGCACCCCUUCAGAAAACUGACAAAGUGUACACAGAGAACUUGUCUCAAGCUUCUGAGCCAUUCAGCAAGGAUAUACUGGAACCAGAUGUAAGUAAAAAGAAUGUACAGUGUUUUCAAGAAGGAAUGGUAACUUUAUAUUCUCAUACCCAAGUUACAGAUUUUAGUGAAAAAGACAAAAGCUUCAUGCAGCAAAAACGAAAAUUAAAUAAUGCAGUCAUUCUACCAGCAAAGUGUUUGAAAAAAACAGAUGCCAAUCCUACAUUUGUCAAGAAACAUCACGAUUUAUGUGAUAAUCAUCAACAAAUGCAGCACAAUGUCGUUCUGGAGGCUGAGGUAUCUGAUACUGCUGUGAACAAAGAACUUAAUGCAUCAGCUGCCAGCACUGCCCACAGUUCACCGUCUGGAAAGCUGCACAGAAAAGUGAACCUUAACUUGAGAAGGAAUAAAAGAGAAACCUGCAAACAGAAUAUGGAGUUAUGUGUGAAAAAUUCAGAUAGACUAUCUGUUCCUGACGAGAAGAGAAGCACUUGUAGCUUACCACUGCAGACCCUAUUGGAGUUAUUUCAGACAAGUGAAAAAAAUUCAGAAUUUGGAGGUUUUUCAACUUACACUGAGAACAAAUGUUCAGUGGGCAUAAAUGAUACAUGUGAAGGGCAGAAUGCAAAUGUUAUGUGGUCAUUAUUUUCCUCUUCAUCCUCAUCUCCAUUUUUUGGAUUUUAAUACUUGUUUAUUUAAUAUAAUGAUUUUUAAAUUGACUUGAAAAUUUAAGAUUCUAUUCAUGAAGAUUUAAAUUGCUGUAUUAUAUGUACAGAUUAUUUGGUUUUCAAGUUUUUUAAUGCAAAAGCUUCUGUAUAUAAAUAAAGUAUGAAAAAUAAAACUAAGUUUGGCUUUG